AUGUCCACUCCACCCCUUUCCUUUGCUAGUGUGUAUGAUGGAGUUACACGACUUUUAGAGGAGUUUUCUUUAGAUACCCAUACGAAAGACCGCAAGCCAUCACAUUCCAACUCAGGUCUUCCCGAGUUUUCCGGAGCUCCUCCUUAUUCGGCCGCUACAUUGGUGGCAGCUACUUCGCCCACGAACCCUUUCGUUGAUCCACCCUUUCCCCACCCUACUCCAGUGGCCCUUCCCACCGACCGUCUUUACAUAUCAGCGCCCAGCCCCCUGUUAGCCCCAGACGCCUAUGAACCCGGACACAACAUCCGUGAUUGGCUGCGUGACUUAGAUCUUUUCUUGACUGACGUUCCACCCCAUCAACAUACGUGUUUCUUACUACGUUUCCUUUCCCCAUCUGCCAGGCGACGCGCCUUCGAUGCCGGCAUUACACCAGCUACUCCCUUUCCCGUCGCCUGCCGUUGCGUCGUGCAGCUGUUCGACACCCCUGACGCGCCUGGCAUCGCGGCAGAGCAAUUUGCCAAGUUACGCCAGGCCCCCCGGCAAUCGGUUGACGACUUUGCGACGGAACUCACCCGACUUGCCUCCGCGGCCUUCCUCAAUUUACCCCAAACCGAUCGUGACGACCUCACCCUCCACCGUUUCAUUUCAGGCCUCUUCGAUCGCACGAUCACCGACUCCUUUCUCCUCCACCCCCCGCGUACUUUGAACGACGCCUUGCGGCAGUGCCGUCUUUAUCUUACAUAUCACCGAACCCAACAACUCCCUCCGAGACCCCCUUUACCCCCAGCCCGACCGGAGCCCCAAACCCCAGAUAGACGGAGCACUUUGCCGGUCCGAUUCCCUGACCACAACCCUGGCUGCCAGUACUGCGCGGCUUUCGGACCACGAGCUCGCCACUGCGGCCACAACCCACCCUGUGAGUCCACCCCCAUUGACGCUAUUUACUUUCACGAUUUUUUUUCUGUCCCUGCUUUUACUGUGCCGGUACGUGUGGAUAGUCACCCCACUCGGGCUUUAGUAGACACGGGCGCAAAUGUGUCACUUGUCACCAUCCACAAACUUCCCAACCACCUACUGCGUCACGUGGACCCACUUCCGGCUCCCCGCUCCCUCCGCGCCGCCAACGGCACGGCGAUACCCGUAUCGGCCACUGUUUCGCUACAGCUUAUGAUCGAAAACGCGCGUAUCGCCCAUAGGUUUCUUGUUACCCCUGAUGGCCCCUGGCCUAUCGUUCUCGGCCUUGAUUUCCUAGAGGCUCACGAUUGCGUAGUCCAUCUCCGCGAACGACAACUCACACUCGGCCGUAACACCACCGCACCCGCCUCUCCAGCCACUAUAGACGAUCUCGACAUCAUGUACAACUCAGUACUUUCCGCCGUAGCGCUAGAGCCUACCCCCUUAGAUACCGUUCUCCCCCCCCCUCCCUAAUCGGUCCGGUCGCGCACGAGCAGCUUAAGACCCUCCUGAACUCCUUCCCAGACCUUUUCGCCUCGUCCACCGACACCAUCGGGCGCACCCACUUGAUUCAGCACACGAUCGACACGGGAGACGCCAAGCCCGUGUGGCAACCCCCACGCCGCAUCCCAUUGCGCUACCGCGAAGAAGUCAAUAAGCUAUUAGAUGAACUGCUGCAGGCUAAAAUAAUCCAGCCUUCGUCGUCCCCAUGGGCUUCUCCCAUAGCCCUCGUCCCCAAGAAGGACGGAUCCGUCCGGCUGUGUGUCGAUUAUCGUCGCCUUAACGCCGUGACAGUUCGUGAUUCCUUCCCGCUCCCGCGGUUAGACGACACCCUAGACGCCCUAGGAAAUGCGGCAUGGUUCUCGACACUAGACCUCAAAUCCGGUUAUUGGCAGGUUGAGAUUCAUCCAGACGACCGCCAUAAAACCGCGUUCACGGUACCCCAAGGUCUGUAUGAGUUCCAGACCCUUCCGUUUGGCCUGUGCAACGCAGCCGCCACUUUCCAACGUCUUAUGUAUCGCGUUCUUCAACCCCUCAUUCCAGGCAAGUGUCUCGUCUACCUCGACGACAUUAUAGUGUUUGGGAGGUCUAUUGACGAACACAAUCACAAUUUGCGUGCGGUAUUGGAAGCCCUCCGCUCCGCUGGUCUGACCCUUAACCCCACGAAGUGCCUUUUUUUACGCCGCGAGGUAAACUUUUUGGGUCACUUAAUCUCUCCCGGGCGCAUCUCCCCCCUGCCUGACCGCGUACAAUGCAUCCGCACGUGGCCAACCCCCUCCAACCAAACGGAAUUACGCAGUUUCUUGGGGUUAGCAUCAUAUUACCGUCGUUUCAUCCGUGGUUUUGCUCAUAUCGCCAACCCCCUGCACAAACUCACGGAGAAAGGCAGACCCUUCGUCUGGUCGGACGACUGCGCACGUGCGUUCACCGACCUCCGCGCCGCCCUGUGCUCGGCUCCCCUACUUGCCCUCCCAAACGUUGACAACGACGCACCCCCAUUCAUAUAAGACACUGAUGCCAGUGGGUACGCCAUCGGCGCCGUACUCUCCCAAGCUGACGCGAAUGGAGUAGAGCACCCGAUCUGCUUCGCAAGCAAUACCCUCACUAAACCACAGAGGAAUUAUUGUACCUUCCGUCGCGAACUCCUGGCGAUCGUUGUGUUCCUGCGUCGAUUCAAACACCUGCUGGUCGGACGACGUUUCGUUCUCCGCACAGACCACAGGGCCCUGCAGUGGCUGCGGUCCUUCAAGGACCCCAUGGACCAGCUGGCACGCUGGCAGGAGUUCCUUCAGGAUUUUGACUUUGAAUGCCAAUACCGCCCGGGCCACAAGCAUGGCAACGCAGAUGCCCUUUCCCGCUUGCCCCACGUCACUGACGCAGAACCCGAUAUACAGACAGCCGGCGUUAACGCUAUUGUCGUGUCGGAGCCGACACGCCACGAAUGGGCAACAGCGCAAAAAACGGACUCGGACACGGCCACUAUUUACCGCCACAUGAGUCUAAGGCUUCCCAAACCUACCGAGCGGGAAAUGAGAGGCGCCAGCCAGAGUGCCCGCCUAUUGCUCAACCAGUGGCCCUACCUCACCGUAGAGAAUGACAUAUUGUUUCUCCGCGACCCCACUUCCAACCGGCUACGUCCCGUAGUUCCCGGAUGCUUAGUAGAGUCCGUACUCACUGACCUCCACACACAGCUCGGGCACAGCGGCCAACGCCGCACGGAACUCGCUGCUCGCAGCCGCUUCUGGUGGCCUCAACUACGUUCGGCCGUACAACGCUUCUGUCAGUCCUGCAACACAUGCGCUACGUUCAAACCCCCCUCCCCCUCACCGCGUGCCCCGCUGCAACCUAUGACCACUGGCUUUCCGGGAGAGCGUGUCGGCCUGGACAUUGUAGGACCCCUUCCGAUAUCGGUGCGCGGGUUUGAGUAUGUAUUAGUCAUGGUGGACUAUUUCACCAAGUGGGUGGAAGCAGUGCCACUCCUCCGCCAGGACGCGGCAUCAAUCGCAAACGCCAUUAGCCGCACUUGGAUUAGCCGUUGGGGCGCCCCCUUGUUAUUCCAUUCCGACUGCGGCGCUAAUUUUCAGUCCCAGCUCCUACAAGACGUCUGCGAGAUCCUAGAGAUCCGCAAAACCCGAACUACCCCGUACCACCCCGAAGGCAACGGCCUUGUAGAGAGGACCAACCGCACGCUGCACGACCUCUUACUGGCAUUCUCACGGGACGGGCACGAGCACGACUGGGACGCACAUCUACCUCUGUGCCUGCUAGCUUAUCGCGGAACAGUACAUUCUUUCACAGGGUUCACACCUCACUACCUCUGGACUGGCCGUGACCUACGCCUCCCGGCCGACCUUCGCUACCCCCUACCCACACCCGACCCGUCAACACUACACGAGUACGCCACGCACCUCCGAGGGGUCAUACGCUCAGCUCAUAACGCUGCCCGCGUUGCAUUGGGAGUUGCUACCCAGCACCAAAAAGAGCAGUUUGACCGCCGCACCGCUGGCACCCCACACCAAGUUGGCGACCUGGUGAUGCAUUACAACCCCGUACCCCCACAUGGCAACUCCGCUAAACUCCACCACCCAUGGCAAGGACCGUUUACCGUACUCGACGUGCUCGCCCCCACCACAUUCCUGUUACGCGACGCCGUCCACCCUGAUUUCCCCUCCUUUACGGCACACUUUUCUAAGCUCAAACUUACCGAGGGCGCCUACCCAAUUGCACUCCCGAUUCCCUACCCGUCAUCCCCCUAG
This is a messenger RNA of Spirometra erinaceieuropaei, 4211 nucleotides long. The record is from the annotation of a GenBank genome assembly. Lineage: Eukaryota; Metazoa; Platyhelminthes; Cestoda; Diphyllobothriidea; Diphyllobothriidae.